Molecule: messenger RNA, 894 nt
Organism: Sabethes cyaneus
Lineage: Eukaryota; Metazoa; Arthropoda; Insecta; Diptera; Culicidae
Exons: 1
Coding region: 1-894 (297 amino acids)
Biological process (GO): DNA integration
Molecular function (GO): nucleic acid binding
Source: RefSeq, a predicted model, not a curated record
AUGGGUCAAACAGACGCUUCUAGUACCAACAAAGCUUUGUGCCAAAUUUUCAAGACAUGGGGAUGCCCACUGAUCAUCCAGAGCGAUAACGGGCCACCCUUCCAAAGCGCGUCGUUCAUCGACUUUUGGGAGGAAAAGGGUAUAAGAGUCCGCAAAUCAAUUCCGCUCUGUCCACAAACAAAUGGAAUCGUUGAACGUCAGAACCAAGGCUUAAUUAAAGCAGUGGCAGCAUCAAAAAUUGAUGGUGAAAACUGGAAACAUGCACUGCAGCGGUACGUUCACCACCAUAACACCGUAGUACCCCAUUCGCGCCUAAAUGUAACGCCCUUCGAGCUCCUGGUCGGCUGGAAGUAUCGCGGUACGUUUCCUAGCCUUUGGGGCGGAUUAAACAAACAGCUAGAUAGAAUUGAUGUGGAAGAACGAGAUAGUCAAGCAAAGCUAUCCAGCAAACACUACGCUGAUAAGGCACGUGGAGCAAAGGAAUCUGAUAUAGUCGUCGGCGAUGUUGUGCUCAUGGCACAACAAAAAAAGUCUAAAGUAGAUCCAACAUUUUCCAGUGAACGGUUCACCAUAAUAGCCAGAGAAGGUGCUAAGGUAGUGCUAGCUAAUAAUGGAGGGGUACAAUACUCUAGAAACUUGCAAGAGGUCAGAAAAGCUCCGUUUCUGACAGAAAACCUCAGCGUUAAACCUAGUGAGGAACGGGUAAAUGAGCAGCAAACAGCGGAUUAUAACGAACAAAUAGGGGAAGCAGGAGAAUAUCAGUCUGAUAAUAAUGAAUAUUGUUCGGGUCCUUCGUCUGAAGCCAAAGCAACUUCAAGAACAUUAAGAAACCGUGAAAACAUCCGAAAACCAUCAAGAUUCGACAAUAAGUUCUUAUACACCAUUUUUUGUUAA